AUGACAGAAGCACAAACCAACAUCAGCACAGACCAGUCUGCUCUUCUUGCUCUCAAAUCUCAUAUCACCACUGACCCUCAAAACAUCUUGGUCAACUGGUCAACCACCACCUCUGUUUGCAACUGGGUUGGCGUCACUUGUGGUGCUCGCCACCUUAGAGUUGCAGUCUUGAACCUUUCUUACAUGGGACUCACCGGCACCAUUCCCCCGCACCUUGGAAACCUCUCGUUUCUUGUUGAGCUGCGCUUGAGAAACAAUAGCUUUCAUGGCACCUUGCCCCAAGAAUUGUCUUAUUUACACCGGCUGAAGUUGAUUAGCUUCGGAUACAACAACUUUAUGGGAACCAUUCCAUCGUGGUUUGGCUCCUUCCCCAAACUUGAAACCUUCAACUUGUAUGGCAAUCAAUUUUCAGGUUCCAUACCCACUUCUAUCUUCAACUUAUCUUCACUUCAAGUAACCAAUCUCAACAAUAACCAACUAUCAGGUAGCAUACCGAGAGACAUCGCAAACUUAACCAUGUUGAAGGAGAUAUACCUCGACUAUAACAAAUUCGAAGAAAUUCCAAAAGAGAUCGGCAGUAUAGAGCUGCAGUUCUUGUCGAUGCAAUUCAAUGCUCUAAAAGGUCAUAUUCCUAAUGUUGUCUUCAACAUGUCUUCUUUGAAAAAUCUGGCUCUAUCUGGAAACAGCUUGAAUGGUAGUCUUCCAGACAACAUAUGUGAACAUCUUCCUGUUAUUCAAGGGUUGUAUUUGCUUUACAACCAACUUGACGGCCCACUUCCAUCCAAAUUAUGGCAAUGCAAAGAGCUGCUUCAACUGUCAUUGUCGUAUAACAGUUUCUCUGGAAGCAUACCCAAAAAUAUUGGCAACUUGACCCAGCUAAAGAUCAUUCAUCUUGGCUUCACCAAUUUGACAGGUACUAUACCAGAUGAGAUUGGCAAUCUUCAAAAUUUAGAGAUGUUGGCACUCCAUGUUAACAAUCUCCAUGGACUUAUCCCAUCCACAAUCUUCAAUAUUUCCACCUUAACAACAAUUUCACUUACUGGUAAUCAGCUCUCAGGUAGUCUCCCAGCAGACACAGGCCUUGGGGUGCCAAACCUACAAGAGCUUUUUUUAUCAAUAAAUAAACUCACUGGACCAAUCCCCAAGUUCAUCUCAAAUGUUUCUAAGCUCACAAAGCUAGACAUGGCCACUAACUCAUUUACUGGGUUUAUUCCUAGCACACUCUAUGCCUUGACAAACCUUCAGUUGCUUAACUUUGAGGAGAAUAAUUUGACGAUCGAUACUUCUACUCCAGAACUAAACGUUCUAUCUUGUAUGGCUAAUCUUCAAAAGUUGAGGAGAUUACACUUGGUAAACAAUCCAUUAAAUACCACACUUCCUGUUUCGCUUGGAAAUCUCUCUCCUUCACUUCAAUACAUAGAUUUAAGCAUUUGCAACUUGAGGGGUAACAUUCCAAAUGAUAUUGGCAACUUGAGCAGCUUGGUACUCUUGAACUUGGGACGCAAUCAAUUGAGUGAAUCAAUACCAGCUACAAUGGGAAGACUACUGAAUCUCCAAGUUUUGUAUUUGAAUGAUAACAAGUUGCAAGGACACAUACCCUAUGAACUUUGUCAACUAGAAAACCUUGGUGACUUGGGUUUGGGUGGUAAUCAACUCUCUGGUUCUGUACCUGCCUGCUUGGGUGAUCUAGCAGCUCUAAGAAGACUAUCAUUAGGGUCUAAUUUGUUAAAUUCAACAAUACCAUAUACCUUGUGGGGUCUUACAUACAUUCUGCAGGUAAACUUAUCAUCCAAUUCUUUAGCUGGAUCUCUCUCAGAAGGUAUUGGAUAUUUGAAAGUUGUGACAGAUAUAGAUUUAUCGAAUAACCAUUUCUCUGGUAUUAUACCAAGCAGCAUUGGGGGUCUUCAGAAUUUAGUUAAUCUCUCCUUGGCAAAUAAUAAUUUAGGAGGCGCUAUUCCCAAUUCAUUUGGCAACUUGAUAAGCCUGGAACUCUUAGAUUUAUCCACAAACAAUCUGUCUGGAGUGAUUCCAAAGUCUCUAGAGACACUCUUGCAUCUCAAGUAUCUGAAUUUGUCUUCCAACAGGCUCCAAGGAGAAAUUCCAUCAGGUGGACCUUUCCAAAACUUCUCUGCAGAAUCGUUUGUCUCAAAUAGUGCGCUCUGUGGUGCACCACGGCUCCACGUUCCACCAUGCAAAAAUAGUACACUGGCGAGUACAUCUGUCUUGAAGUAUAUUAUUCCAGGGAUCUUGUCAGCAAUGCUUCUAGGGAUCUUUAUAUCUGUAUUUAUACUACGCAGAAAAAGGAAUGUGGAAGUUGCAGAAGAGACUACCUUGUUGCCUCAACUGCAAUGGAGAACAGUUUCAUACCAAGAACUUCUGAGGGCGACAAAUGGGUUUAAUGAAAGCAACUUACUUGGCACUGGAGGUUUUGGUUCCGUAUAUAAAGGAACACUUCCAAAUGGGACAGAGGUUGCGGUAAAAGUGUUCAAUCUAGAGCUAGAAGGGGCUUUCAAGACUCUUGAUAGUGAAUGUGAAAUGCUGAGCAAUAUUCGUCAUCGAAAUCUCAUCAAGAUCAUCAGUAGUUGCAAUGAAAUUGAUUUCAAAGCCUUGGUACUGAACUACAUGUCAAAUGGGAGCCUUGAGAAGUGGCUGUAUUCUGAAAAUUACCGCUCCUUGAAUAUCAUAGAGAGGUUAAAUAUAAUGAUAGACAUUGCAUCGGCAUUGGAAUACCUUCACCAUGGCUAUCCAAUACCCAUUGUCCACUGUGAUCUGAAGCCCAGCAAUAUACUACUAGACCAUGAUAUGGUUGCACAUGUUGCUGAUUUUGGAAUUGCAAAACUCUUGGGUGGAGGAGACUCUAUUACCCAGACCAUGACCCUAGCCACAAUUGGGUAUAUGGCUCCAGAGUAUGGGACAGAAGGAAUAGUUUCCACAAGAGGGGAUGUGUACAGUUUUGGUAUUGUUCUCAUGGAAACAUUCACAAAAAGAAAGCCAACAAAUGAGAUGUUUGUUGGGGAAAUGAGUUUAAAGCAAUGGAUUGAAUAUUCAAUAUUACAAGAUGCAAUAGUUGAAGUGGUAGAUGCCAAUUUGCUAGAGACAGAGGCAGAUCAUGAUUUUGUGAGCAAGAGGGAUUGCUUAUCAUCCAUUAUGAGAUUAGCUCUAGCUUGUUCUACAAAAUCACCACAGAAGAGGAUAAAUAUGCAAGAUGCUGCAGUCAACCUCAGUAAAAUGAAGAUGAAGCUUUUGAAAGAUGCUGCAGGAGAUGUGUUGUGUUAGCAUUUGUUGUUUUGUCCUAAUGAUUUAUGAAUAAUACUAAUCUUGCCAC
This is a messenger RNA of Prunus avium (sweet cherry), 3325 nucleotides long. RefSeq lists its product as uncharacterized. The record is from RefSeq and is a predicted model, not a curated record. Gene Ontology annotation, biological process: protein phosphorylation. Gene Ontology annotation, molecular function: ATP binding; receptor serine/threonine kinase binding; protein kinase activity. NCBI's taxonomy places the organism in Eukaryota, Viridiplantae, Streptophyta, Magnoliopsida, Rosales, Rosaceae.